AGUAAUCAACAUCACGGAUUCAGUGGGUACAGAUGAGACUUCCUUUACCAAACUCCAAAUCAUUUCCCUUUCCUGAGAGACUCGUAUGCUUUCGCCUCAAACCCUCCAACUGCUUUCACCAGGCCUCUCUCUCCAGUACCAGCCUUGAGGUGCUUCAUCUCAGGCCCAAAAACAAAGAGAAGAGAGGAUCUGAAAAACGAAUUCGAAGCAUCACUAAAAUGGAAGUGAAUAUGAAGCAUGCAGCAGUAGAGAAGUGUGCAGUGGUUACGGGUGCAAACAAGGGCAUUGGGCUGGAGACAGUGCGGCAGCUGGCGGCACAGGGCGUGAGGGUGGUGCUGACAGCCAGAGAUGAGGAAAGGGGGAUUCAGGCCACAUCUUCUUUGCAUAAACUGGGUUUCUCCAAUGUGAUUUUCCAUCAGCUUGAUGUUGUAGACCCUGCUAGCAUUCGGUCUCUGGCCGACUUCAUUAGACACCAGUUUGGAAAGCUUGACAUCUUGGUCAAUAAUGCUGGAGCUUCAGGGGUGAUAGUUGAUGAGCAAGGCCUAAAGGCCUUGAACAUAGAUCCUGCAUCUUGGCUAUCUGGAAAGGCGACCAACUUAGUUCAAGCAGUGAUUAAACAAACCUAUGAAAAGGCAGAAGAAUGCUUAAACACUAAUUACUAUGGUUGCAAAAGAGUCACUGAAGCUCUCCUUCCACUGCUGAAGCUUUCCACUUUGGGAGCCAGGAUUAUUAAUGUUUCCUCCCUCAGGGGCGAGCUAAAGAGGAUUCCAAGUGAGAAGAUACGAAACGAACUUGGCGAUAUGGAAUCUCUGAUGGAAGAUAAACUGGAUGCCAUAUUGGAAAAAUUUUUGCAUGAUCUGAAAGCAAACGCACUCCAGGCGAAUGGGUGGUCAGUAAUGCUGCCUUCUUACAGCAUUUCAAAGGCUACACUUAAUGCCUACACCAGAGUUCUUGCUAAGAAGUACCCCGAAAUGUGCAUAAACUGUGUCCAUCCAGGCUAUGUUGAUACAGAUAUAAACUGGCACACAGGAACAAUGACCGUGGAAGAAGGAGCUAGAGGCUCAGUCAAGUUGGCUCUUCUACCAGAUGGAGGUCCUACAGGCUGCUAUUUUGAUCGUACUGAGGUGGCUGACUUUUGAGUAGCCUUCAUUGCAGCAGGUACCUAACUGAAAGGGAAGCACUGACCCCAUAUAAACAAGUAUCUGAGUAAUGUUGAGGUUGUUUCAUGGCAUAAUCUUUGUAUUUUCUCUGUUGUUCAAUUUGCUUGUGAGCAUCUACAUAUUCUAUCUCAAGACAAUGCCUAAA
This is a messenger RNA of Vitis vinifera (wine grape), 1305 nucleotides long. RefSeq names its product (+)-neomenthol dehydrogenase. Lineage: Eukaryota; Viridiplantae; Streptophyta; Magnoliopsida; Vitales; Vitaceae. The coding region runs from base 33 to 1139 and encodes 368 amino acids. The transcript has 6 exons. Gene Ontology annotation, cellular component: membrane. The record is from RefSeq and is a predicted model, not a curated record.